AUGGAAGAAAUAGCUGUUUCGGCAACUUCGUUGCAUCGAAAGAUUCAAUUUGAAGGGCAUCAGAGAAGUCUUUUAAAAGCUUGGAAGAUUUUAAGGACUUUAAGGUCUUUAGAGUAUCAAUGCUUCUUCUCUUCACCAGAUGCUCUGCAAUUUGUGUUGGAUAAGGGAUCCUGGAACGUUGGAGAUAGGUUGUUGAUUUUAAGAAGAUGGCAACCUGGUGUUCCUUAUUCUCACAUGGACUUCGACAAAGUAUAUUUCUGGAUAAACAUUGUUGGAUUGCCUAGGGAAUUCUAUACCGUGGAGGUAGCGAAAAAGUUUUUUGCUUCAGUUGUGGAUGCUUGGGACACAUGGGUGAAAAACUGUGAGAAGCUGAGUGCCGGUGUAGGAGGAAACAUCAGCAACAAUUAUAGUUUUUGGCUCAUGACUGAGGGAGAGAAUUCCGAUCGACAGGAGGAGGAGCAGUCGUCGGAAACAACCAUGAGCCGCCAAGGGAACCAGGCACGUCAAUCAUCCACAAUAGAGAAACACGUGGCUCAAGGGGCACCGAAGAAUUCAUAUUUUGGCCACGUGACAUCUAACGACGGAAAAAAAUCGAGGCAAACCCACCUCAUUCUAGUUAUGGGCUUGGACUUAUUUUUAGUAAUGAGGCUACAAAUAAUAAUGUAG
Molecule: messenger RNA, 666 nt
Organism: Oldenlandia corymbosa var. corymbosa
Lineage: Eukaryota; Viridiplantae; Streptophyta; Magnoliopsida; Gentianales; Rubiaceae
Source: the annotation of a GenBank genome assembly